AUGGUGUCACCACUUCGUGCCCGACGUGUUGCAUUUCACGGAGCACCAGCGGAAGUCGGAGGUGGUGGCUUCCAGCCCACCGCGCUGCGGAUUGCGCGAAUAAAUGAGCAGCUUGCGGAGCUUCAGGCAUUGAUGCAAGUCACGAUCCACAAGUUGGACAGCCAACAAGCAGACUCGGCGCUGGUGUUGCAGCGCCUGCGUAGUCGUUUGCUGGACAGCCUAUGCCCGCAAAAGUUGCGGAAGACGGAGCGGCUCAGAAAGCUGGUGAAGCGGCUGGCCGCAUUGGAGCAGAACGUUGGCCGUGAGCAAGCCGAGUGCGUGAAAGUCAUGGAGGCCGUGUUGGCAACUGUAGAGCGGAACGGGCAGGUGGCUGAAGCCGUGUGCCACCACCUUGGUUCUCGUAAACGUGAAGCAAUGAUGCCGAGCAUGUCGUGCUCCCCGUUUUCCUCAUCGGCAUCGCUGGUUGGCCAGCUUGGGAGGAUGCUUGGAGCAGUGAGAACGGAAGAUUCUGAGCGUCAUGGUCUCGGGCUACCCGCCGGAACUAUGUCGGCAAAGACAGCCCAAGAGGAUGCGGCCGCGAUUGCUGCCAUCCAGCGGCUGCAUGUGGACAAGGCGGCCGUGCCAGCUCGACUGCCGGAGGAAACUUAUUUGCAGGCGGAGGAGAGCACAGGACCUUCGUUUCGUGCAACGCCAGAAGUAGACCAGGCCUUCAGCCGGGGAUCCCAAAAAACCAUGGGUCAGCUGCCUACCUUGCUUUGGGCUGAGCCGCCGCCCCUGCCGGACACCGCGGCUGCAGCCCCGGGUUUGCAGUCGGCCUUUCCUCUUCACAAGCUGCUGCUUUGCUUGCGAUGGCUGCCGUCGAGCUCACUGCUGGCAGCAGAGCUUUGCUGUCGCGAGCUCAGGGAGCUGGUCCUCCAGCGCGGCUUCAUCCCCGACCUCUGCCUCAACGAAGAAGAGUUCUUGGGCAGCUGUGAAGGUGUGGUGUCAUGGCUCGAAGAGCGGGCCUCUCGUGCAGGCUGCCAGAAACUGAAAUAUUUGGAGACUGUGAGCCUGAGGGCGAUGCCGACGCUCACAGAGUCCCAUAUCAACCGACUCCUCAAGAUUUGCCCCGGACUGAAGUGCCUCGAUCUUUCAGACAAUGAGGAGACACUGACUCCACGGGUCAUGGAUCUACUGCGGGAGGCAGCUCCGCCUCUGGAAGCACUGGUUCUCCCAACGCUGCGUGCGUCGCACUUUCGUGCCGUGAGCACGCUGGUCAGAUUUCCAAAGCUGAAAGCCUUGGACCUUCCGUUGCAUCAUCAGCCGGUCACUUCGGCCAUCAUCCAGUCUUCCAGGCUUCUGUCGCUUCGGCUCACCAGCACCCUUCAGGAUGAUCUCUUGAAGUUGCUGGCGGAGGGCGGCCUGCCCCAGCUGGAGGAUGUCUGGCUCCUCCGCUGUCCUGGACCAGUUCUGGCAGAGGCUGCAAAGCGCUGCCCCCUGAAGAGCAUCGGACUCGCUGUGGAGCCUCCGUGCGAUUUCGAGUCUCUGACACGAAUCAUCCAGGCCAGUGGAAGCAGGCUCCAAUUCCUCAACAUCCCAUCCAGGCUUCAACCGGGACAAGCCAACCGAAACAUCGGCGAAUUGCUGGCCGAGCUCUGCCCUGAACUUGAAGGCCUGUACAUGCACACAGCCACCCUCCCGCUGACAACGGCUGGACUCUCGCAGCUGCUGCAUGGUUGUGCGAAGCUGCACAGAGUAUCGCUUUCACAUGUACAGGGAAGCUGCCUCGGUUCCGCUGCACCGGCACCGGUGGGGCCGAAAAGGUUGACAUUGGCUUCCUGCGAGCUGCCGUCACUGGCGAAAAGUCCUUUCGCUCUCUGGCUCGAUGGGCCCCUGGUCGACCUCAAGCUGGAGCGUCUACCGAACUACUGUCCGGACCCGGAGGAAGUGGUCAAGCUGCUGGCGUCCGCCUCCGUCUCGGAGGACCUUGCUCUUCGGAGCCUUCGCCUGGCUCACCUUCCCAAGCUUCCGGCAGCAGCCGCGCUGCAGCUGAUGUCCAUCUCAUCGCUGACUUCGCUGAGCUUGUGCAAUGUUGAUCUGCCCGGCGAAGCUUGGGAGGAGCUCCCGAAGUUGCGAGGAUUGCGAGACCUGACGAUCCAGAGGAGAGCACCGCCAAAUUCUUCCACCAGCGCAGAGAUGCCGGCGACGGCAUCGCCGGCUCUGGAGCACGCUCUGCUGCAAGUGGUGCAGAAUUGUCGGAGCUUAAGGAAACUGGACCUCUAUGGCAUGCGGUCCGCCAUUACCGACAAGCUGUGCGUGCUGUUAUUGCACAGUAAUCUCUCCUGGCCUUAUGGCAGUGGUCUUCGGUUUCUGCGCCUGGACCUCCGCUACGGUUGCGCCGCCGAAGAGGUGCUCCGUGCCGUGAAGGCUUCGGCGGCCCAAACCAUGUCGGUUCGCAUUCUGCCGCAGGAUUCGUCGUCGUCGUCGCCAGUGCUGCCCGGCCUUGUGAAGGCCCAGGCGAAGAUUCGUGGGUACCUUGUCAGAAAGCAAGCCGAGAGACACAAGUGGACGUACAUGUUCCCUUUUUCCUGCUGUACGCAGUGA
Messenger RNA from Symbiodinium sp. CCMP2456, 2583 nucleotides. Lineage: Eukaryota; Dinophyceae; Suessiales; Symbiodiniaceae. The record is from the annotation of a GenBank genome assembly.